Camellia sinensis is the source of this 990-nucleotide messenger RNA. The record is from RefSeq and is a predicted model, not a curated record. Lineage: Eukaryota; Viridiplantae; Streptophyta; Magnoliopsida; Ericales; Theaceae.
CCAAAAGAAAUUGAAAUCGAGAGAAUCAUCAAAAUUGUUAACGACCACCCUUUCCCUGAUCACCCGCUUCACCCCACUCUUUUGCAACAUAUCCCGCCAUCUGUGCUUUCAACUUUGCUUGUGAAAAAUGUGCUCGAUCGUCUCUUUGCAGCACACUCCAAUGGCCUUAAAGCCUUUGAAUUCUUCAAAUUCUCCCUUCAACACUCUCGCGUCCGCCCAAGUUCAGAUGCUUUUGAGAAGAGGCUCCAUAUACUUGCACGAAUGCGCUACUUUGAUAAAGCUUGGGAAUUGAUGGAAGAAAUUCAACGAACAAACCCUUCCUUGCUAACCCUAAAAUCCAUGAGCAUCUUGUUAUCGAGAAUUGUUAAGUUCCAGACCUACGAAGAUACCCUUGAAGCAUUUGAGAGGAUGAAGAAAAAUAUAUUUGUAGGGAGGAAAUUUGGCACCGACGAGUUCAAUGUACUACUUAGAGCAUUUUGUACUCAAAGGCAGAUGAAGGAGGCAAGGUCCGUGUUUAACAAGAUGCAUCCUCGAUUUUCUCCUAACACCAAGACCAUGAAUAUUUUUCUGUUGGGUUUCAAGGAAUCAGGUGAUGUUACUGCUGUAGAACUGUUCUACCAUGAGAUGGUUCAAAGAGGUUUUAAGCCGAAUAAUGUGACUUACAAUAUUAGAAUUGAUGCUUACUGCAAAAAAGGAUAUUUCGGUGAUGGUUUGAGACUUCUUACAGAAAUGGAAGGUGUAAAUUGCUUGCCUACAAUAGAAACAAUAACAACAUUGAUUCAUGCCGCAGGGGUUGCUCGAAACAUAGCUAAAGCAAGAGAGUUGUUUGAAGAGAUUCCCAUGAAAAACUUAAGGCCUGCUACUGGUGCUUAUAAUGCUUUAUUGAAUUCUCUUGUAAGAUGUAGGGACGUGGAGUCUGCAACCAGCUUAAUGGAUGAGAUGGAAGAGAACUCGGGUAAAGAACCUCAAAAUUUUUCCAAGCAUUUUUAG